AUGACAAAGAAGAAGCCGAAAGCUCCUGCGCAGUCGACUGAGAAGAGUCCUAAGCCUGACACGACUCUCUCUUCCAUCGACGCGACCAGUGCUCCGACCCCGACCCCGACCCCGACACCACCGCCGCCGGGGCAGCUGUCGUCUAAAGGAAAGCCGGCGCAGGCGUCGACGGCGCCUUCUCCCUUGGUGAUAUGCCGCAAUAAGCAUUGGCGACAUAUAUCCUCCUACCACGGGCAAUGGUUGACUCUUCCCCCCGAAGUGCUCGAGAGUUUGGCCUUCAACAACUUCUAUUCUCCCCGCCCCAAGCCCAUCGACCCGGCCGUCUUCUUCGACCUCGUCAAGAUCAGAAGAUUGAUCGAAGAUGCCACUAGUCUCGCCGUCCGAGCCGCGAACGGCACCACCGCCGCCUCUCUACACACGUCCUUGAAUGCAUCUAACGGCGUGUUCAACGGAGCGGAUGCGGAAAUACUGGGCAUAGGCUCUGCAAGAGGUGGCGGCGGGGCCAAACUGAGUCGGGAACGGAGAUAUCGUAUGAGAGAACAUGCUACGCAAAAGCUGUCCCAUGCAUACCAGCUGGACGAAAUCGCGGCCAGUGUCGCCACCAUGCAGGCGGCGUCGGCAAUAGACGAUGUCGCGAAACACGUUCUACAACGCAACGUGGAAGAUCCGGACGCACAAUAUGUGCACUUCUUCCACGAAAAGGUCCCCUCUUUGGGUAUGCCCCAGCAUACGAGUCUGGAUUCCCUGAACGAUGUCAUUCGCCAGAAGCCGACCGACCCAUCUCCAUACCGAACCAGAGCGGUUGCACGAAUCUUCAAGGACGACUUUGAGGGUGCCGCGCGAGAUUGUACAGAUGGACUGGCUGUGCAACGGCUAUACCAUCCACAACAUCAGACCGAUGGUUGGGAUAUGAUUUUGGCGAAUGACGCUACCAAGACCGGUCGAGACCAUCGCGUUGAGGAGAAGGACCAGCCCAGCAGCCUUGAGCCCCAACUGCUCUUUCACCGUGGUGGAGCAUAUCUGACCCUGGCGUGCGAUAACAUCGGACGAGCAUUACAAGGUGCACGUCCACGGGACCCUGUCUUGGAAGGCCUCCAGCACAACGACGAGACGGCAGGUCAUCCCGUGACAGAUGCAGAGAGGGAAGAAGCAGAGACUCGAGCAGAGGCACGCAAACUAGUCCGAACGUAUGCGAAACGGGCUCUUCGAGACUAUACGGCCUUUUUGUCACACCUGGACUACACUCCUGGGCUGCCGGUGGAGUAUACAGAAGCGUUGCUGGAGAGGCUAAGCUCCACCACCUUGGGCAAUGGGCUCACAGAAGCUCUGACCAAGUAUGAGAACCAGAAGCGUGGGCAGGAAGCCCACAAUCUACCUCCCAUUCCGCCUCCAUCGGUGCGCAGAUUGAACACCCUGUUUGCAGCCGUGCCUCCUGAUGACAUACCCCCCUACCCCCCCGAGGCGGAUACAGCUCAACACCAAGAUCCUCCCAUUUUCUCGCUCUCAGACUUCUCCGAAGCGGUCACGUAUCAUCCGCUGCUGACAGAGGUCUUGCACUCCCUGCUGCUCUGUCAUUGCCUCCUUCAGACAUCAACAAAAGAACAUCUGCGGCACGCGUAUAUGACGGCGCGGAUUGCCCGGAUCUGCGACGGAUACCCGAUCUUCCUGGCACCACGCUCACCUGCCCGGGCAGACUGGAUAGAAGUCAUCCGUCGGUCGAAAAAUUGGCUGGGCCUGGAGGCCAGCUGGGAGCGUUUAUGUUCCCCUGUUCCACUCUCGCAACAUGACCACAAGCCCCCGCCAAGCAAGCGGAAAGAAGAUGUAAACGGGAGUCUAAAACGGACCAAACAGGGUGAGAUCAAGGAGGCAAUGGUAGAAGAGCGGCUGAUGGCACAAGAAACGUCCAGAGUUAGUGUUCAAGCCCAGGAACCGAAGGCUGCUCAAGAAGAGGAAGAAGCUGCCCGCGAGAAGGAGAACCGAACAAAAGUCGUCGAUAACGACAUCAAGGAGACAGUUAACGGGAGUGAUACCAGGUCGCAUUCGUCAACACGACGGUCUCAGAUGGAGGGAAAGAAAUCUUCCAUCAGGACGGAACGAGCAGAAGCCAUUGCCCGGUGGAUCAUGGAGGCGCCUCCACCAAGCUCAAUUGACGGAGGCAGCCGACCGAAGCGGAAAUCCGGGGUAAAGGCGAGGUUGAGAAAGGCAGCGAGCGCAGCCUCGAGCUUGAGGGAGACUGGCUUGGAGCAAAGUGUGGAUAGUCUCGACCUCGUUCAUUAA
Molecule: messenger RNA, 2277 nt
Organism: Capronia epimyces CBS 606.96
Lineage: Eukaryota; Fungi; Ascomycota; Eurotiomycetes; Chaetothyriales; Herpotrichiellaceae
Exons: 2
Coding region: 1-2277 (758 amino acids)
Source: RefSeq, a predicted model, not a curated record